GCGAUUCCUGACUCCUAAAGUCGUGUGAUUGAUUGCGAGUGCAGACUUCACAUUGCUGCUUUUGUGCGUCGUGAAGUCAGAGUCAGAGAUUGGCGAGUACUUUUUGCAUGUCUUCGUCGGUUAAAGAAAUUCCCUUUUGUCUGAUAUACUGGAGUGGGAAGUUGAAGAGGAGAGAAAGGUAUAUUUGGACUUGUCAUCGGAGUACCGAACAGGAACCUGGAAGAAGUAAAGUUUAGCUAACUUUCGCAAAGAAUUGGCAUUGAUAGGAGAAGAAAGGGUAUGUGAGCUUUGGCGAGUUAAAAGUCUAGGUGUAUUUUGAGGAGCCAUAGAUCGCUGUGCAGGAGCUUGAACCUUUCAUCCAGUUUCUUUAGAACCAAUUGAUCUAAGAAAAACCGUCAAUCACUCCCAGCAGUUGCUUUCAAUGUGUAUAUAGAUUCAAGAACUGACCUGCUUUUGUGUACAGCUAGCUAGUAGACGUUAACUUGUUUAUGGAAAAUGAAGACUGCUUAUCCACGGCAAAUUCUCCUCUUACACAUUUACCAAAAGAAGACUACGACACAUACACUUUUACAAUUGUUUCUGUGGCUUGGGGUAACAACGAAGCAGGAUAGGAGCAUUGAUUGGUCCCCCAAUCUAUGCUUUGCUUGCAAUUUUUACCCAUCCCAAACUUGCAAGUAGGUUGCACACCUCAGCAAUUGUUAAAACUGGUGGUCAGUGACGUUUUCUGUAGCCUUAGCUAAGAAAUUUCUAGGUUUUGUGGUAGUCCCAGGGAUGAUUAGUUAGUCAAAGGAAAAGAUGAGGCGGCCCUGUUAAAGAGAACAUUCAUGAGUCCGUGAUAUGGAAGGUGCAAGGUAGCGAUUUGAAAAGUAGGAAAUUUUCUUCAGGAACCAAGUGGAGAUGAGAUUCUGGAAUUGGAACCCAUGAACCCCUACAACCGUCUUCUUCUUCAUCGGCUGGCUGAUAUAUUUGGGUUUGCCCAUGAAUCAGUGGGCGAAGGAGAUGAUCGGCAUUUGAUCUUGGAGCGUUGCCUUGAAACAUCAAUACCUUCUAUUCUUGUUAGUGAUAUUUUAUGGCAGUCUGAUGAACCUCAACCUCCGCCAUCAUCGUACCAGAUACUGAGGAGAAAAGAUGCUCCAACUGUGUUGAUAACAAAUGUCCCAUCUUCUCAAGAUACAUUCAAGGAGAGAGAAGCUGCUUAUCUUGCUGCUCGUGAGCGAAUUUUUGCCUUUGAUUCACAAGAGAUGAGAGAACCUGUGACACAGCGACCACGAAAUGUUCCUGUAGUGGCCCGUCGUAUGAUUGCACAUGCCCUUGGCCAAAAAAUAGGUGCUAAUGACCAAGAUGCUAGUGUCAAGAAUAGCGAGGGGUAUGAAGUAGGCACUAACGGAUUCAUUGUGCCAGAAAAUGAUAAUUAUACUCAGGAACCUGACCAGAAUAUGUCUGAGAAGGCAAAGGGUGAGAACCAUGACGUCUGUGCAACUCUAACUGGGAGGAAGGUGCCUAAAGGAUCUGUACAGAAAUAUGCAAAUGUCCCCUCAUCUCGGAGUGGGAGAGGGGAAAAUGUUGCCAACAAGGAGUACUUGAAGAAAGAGCAUAUAGGAGCUGCAAAGAGGAUGUUUGCUCAAGCACUGGGAAGAAGCUCGGUGAGAGAUGGGUUACAUUCAAAAGGCGCUGAGUCAAAUCAAUCCAGUAGUACUUAGCAGUCACCAAGUACUUCAUUGCUGGAUCCAAUCAGUUGUCCCUGUUUAUGCUGUAUCCUUCAGCCGCAUGGGAGCUCUCUGAGUUUCAGUUUGGCCCAAUAACUGGUUUAUGAGUAUACUCUGGUAAUAGCCAACAUACUUGUGGGGGAAGCACGGGACAUGACAAUUGCACAGAUGGGCUCCUCACUAUUUGGGUACUCUCUGCCACAGCUUGGCUGGUGAUGAAAUGUUAUAUCAUGAGGAGGGAUAUGGUAACAUUUGAAUGGUUAAUGGGUUUUGACUCAAGGAAUGAGGAGAUGACGCUGGAUGAAAUCUGGUGCUUCAACAUUUGCUAAUCUGGAAUCAGAUGGACUUUGGACCACUCCAAGUAUGGACGAGUAGUCUAAUAUGAUAUUUAUAAGUUCAUGCAUUUAAUUAUCUGUUGGUUAUCAUUGAUUUUAUGUACUAAACCUGAUCUGGAUGGUGACGAUUUAUGAAUAUUUUGGUUCUCUUUUGCAAAGUCCAUGAGUAUCAUGAUUGGACGAUUUUGAGA
Molecule: messenger RNA, 2232 nt
Organism: Eucalyptus grandis
Lineage: Eukaryota; Viridiplantae; Streptophyta; Magnoliopsida; Myrtales; Myrtaceae
Exons: 5
Coding region: 921-1700 (259 amino acids)
Molecular function (GO): nucleic acid binding
Source: RefSeq, a predicted model, not a curated record